Pelobates cultripes (western spadefoot toad) is the source of this 1230-nucleotide messenger RNA. The record is from the annotation of a GenBank genome assembly. NCBI's taxonomy places the organism in Eukaryota, Metazoa, Chordata, Amphibia, Anura, Pelobatidae.
AUGGAGGCAGAGGCAGAUUCCGCUGCCGAGAUGAAUGGCCAAGAAGAGGCAGACAGUGAUGGGGAGGACAGCGCCAGUCAGUCAGACUCUGAGGAAGAGAGUUCGGGUAUGUAAAAUGCAAGUCUGGAUGUUAAAGUAUGCCACCUGGAAACCCACAAAUGCACUAUGCUAAAGUUGCUCUGUCAUCUAAAGUUUUCUUUACAUACAUUGUUUAUUACGCACUAGAAGACUAUUUGAAUAGUAGAACUUCCAGAACGAACAAGUACUAAUAUUUAGAAAUUUGGAAUAACCACAACAGAUUAAAGGAAGACUCAUUUAAAAAAAAAAAAAAAAAAAAUCACUAUUUAAUGGGCAUGCCCUAAUAAAAACAUGUUUGCUUUAUUUCUGCAUUUGGUGGUAUAGCUAUAAACAGCUUAAAAAAAACUUCAGUCAGUGGCUUCUCAUUGAGAAGCCUCUGUGCUGAAGCCGUGCACACUUAAUCGUGGCUUUCUAAUUCUCCUCAGUGAACUAUAAUAUAGCUCGUUGAGAGGGGUGGAAGGCAGGCAUGCUAGGACAACACACCUGGAGCUUCUGUUAGCUCAGUAGAGCUAACGGAAGUGGGGGGGGGGGGAAUGAUUCUGACUUUUUCUGGCCGCAAAUAUAAAAGUGAUGAUAUUUAUUGACAUUUGUAUUUUUUGUAAACUGUCACAAAUAUGACAGGUUCCAGACAUGUGAAACACUUGUGGAGUUUACCUUGAAUCUAUUCAUUACAUUUACAGAAUGCUUAUGCUCUUUUAUUUGUACUUCACAUAGUAUCAUAUGUUCUUCUCAUAGACAUGGAUGAUCUUGAUUGUGAACGUCGCAGGAUUGAGUGUCUGGAUGAGAUGUGUCACUUGGAAAAGCAGUUUUCGGAAUUAAAGGAAAAGUGAGUUGGCCCAGUAGCAGUGCGAUAGAUUAAGAAACUUUUUAUUAUUUAUCUGUAUGACUCUUUUGACAUUUAUUGUUUAUUUCACACUUCUAGUAUUAUCACCAGUUUGGACAACAUUGAUUGGUUGAGAGUGCUGGACUAAUAUGUUGGGUAAUAUAUUUAUACUUUAACUUUCUUAUAGGCUAUUUAAGGAGCGGUUGAACCAACUGAAAGCCAAAUUAGAAGAAGUGACCUCAGGCAAAGCGAUGGAGUAUAUUAACCCAUUAGCUGAUUUACAGAAGAAUAUGAAAAUCAGGAUUGAAGUUGCAGGUAAUAUCGUCUGA